Symbiodinium necroappetens is the source of this 2832-nucleotide messenger RNA. The record is from the annotation of a GenBank genome assembly. Lineage: Eukaryota; Dinophyceae; Suessiales; Symbiodiniaceae.
AUGGAGGGCCUGGACAGCCCGCUCCUUGAGCCGCAGCACGGGGCGUCCCAGUUGGCCCUGAUCCUGAACUUGAUCAAUGCCACUCUGGGCUGUGGCAUCCUCAGUCUUCCCUGGGCGACUGCGGGCGCAUCUCUCGUGCCUGCAGCCAUGCUCACCCUGGUAGUGUUGGCAGCGAACGUCGGGACCAACCUUAUCUUGGUGUAUGCGGCGGAGAAAGAGCAGGUCUUCGAUCUCGGCGGGCUGCUCGGGCGCCUCCCUCAUGCUGGCCGAUCUGCCCGCGCUCUGUGCGAAGCGAUGAUCUGGAUCACGGUCUUCAUGUGCCUGGUCGGGUACCUGGUGGUCAUCGCCGACAGUCUCCAACGCCUCCUGCCCUUAGAGCGUUACCUCGCAGUCUUCGCAGGUGCUACGGUCGUUCUGCCUCUCUGCUUCAUGGAUCAACAGCACCUUGCCUUCUCAUCCACUCUUAGCAUCGCCGCGAACCUUUACGUGUGCUGCGUGUUGGUGGCAGCCUUUUCCCUGGGCUGGAGGGGAGACCCCGGGAAGUUCGAGGAUGUGGAGGAUUGCUGCUUGCUGGGAUUUGGGCGAGGAGAUUUGGCUAUGGUGAGCGUUCUCAUGCAAGCUGCCGUAGUGCAGAUGUGUAUAUUGCCAAUGUACGAGCAGAUGGAUCGCAGAAGCCCACGCAGGUUCGCGGCAUGCCUGGGCAUUAGCUUUGGCUUUGUGGCUUUGCUUUUCAUUGGCUUCUCUGGUAUUGCCUACAUUGCUAUCGGUCCCAAAGUCUCUUCCAACGUCCUCCUCGACUUGCCACACGGGCCGUUCGGAAGCUUUGCUCGGGUGGUCAUGGCUUUUGCUGUGAUCGGGGUGUAUCCGAUUCUGACCUCGUCUAUGGUGGCACCCAUUCGGCACCAACAGUCUGGCCCAUGGCAGUCCGCCACUGUGGGCAUCGUCGCCUGCAGCGCGGUGGUGGCCUGUGUCACGACGGACCUGGGUGAGGUGAAUGUGAUCAGCGGGGCCUGCCAAGCCGCAGUGUUUGUGGCCUUGGCACCUGCCUUGGUGGGCUUAUGCUUGCUGGAGCAGUCCAGCAGGCUAUGGAGAUUCUCUAUGGCAUUGCUGAUCUGCGUCGGGUUUAUGGUGUGCAUUGCCGGUCUUGUGUUCAAGGAUAACUAUGUACCUGAGAUGGAGGCCAGCUGCCUGUGGCCGGCAAUGUGCUUGGCAUCGCCCAGUGAGUACUGGGCCUUAGCUUCUCCGGCCGUGCGGAAGGCACGAGCUCUGCAAGGCCUUGAAGCUGGCAAGGCCUUGGGAGGGCGCAGGCUUAGCAGCGAGAACAACUCUGAAGCUGGGAGCUGGGCACCUGUGUGGUGUGGACAGGAGAAGUACAAUGGUGCCGCAGGGCAGAUGUGGUACGCCAAUCCCUUCACCACGGCCUGCAGCCGAGCCUCCAUGGACCUCGUGUAUGUCGAUGGAGGCCGAGCGCGGGUGGCCAAGAAGGGCGAUUUCAUCAAGAUGACCUGCGACAAUUGGGAGUGCCCCAUCCCACCGGUCGUGGAUUGCUACUUCGAUCGCAAUGCCUGCCAAGCGGAUGAAUGGUGCAUGGUCAUCACGCAUGAGAAGUGGGGUGCUUGGGCCAUGGGCAAGAAGGGGCACACUCCCAACUUCGAGCUGUGCGGCGAACAGUACUAUGCGGAAAUCGAAGCGAUUGCGUCCCAGGGCGAUGUCCGCAACGUGACCGUGGAAGCCCUGAAGUUGAGCCGGGACAGGAUUUGUGGCAGCUCGACGGUGGGGAUGGCCAACGGCAUCCAGCUUGAGGGCUACGGCUACUCUGAGACCCAGCUCUGGAAGCCCUCUCACGGUCGCUGUGUCAAGUAUCGCCAGGAAGGUCAGAGCUGCAUCCCCACCCUGGCUACGCAUGGACGCUUUGCCAACGCCUUCGUGCGGCGAGCCCAGACCGGGGCAUCGUACCCCAACGGGGGCACCAUGGAACGGCCGCUUGCCUGUGCACCCGGUUUGGUUUGCACGGGGCCGGACUUUGAUGUGUUGCCCUCCACCUGUGUCAAAGAGCGGCCCCGAGACGUGUGCUAUGCUGGACCCUGGUGGGACAGCUCCCGCUGCCCACGCACCUCCAUGCAAAGAUCGGGCCUGAGCACAGAGUGGGCGCUAGAGUCGCUACAGACCGCCUUCCUGGUUUUCCCCGGUGAAGUCGCCUCCGCGAUGCACUGCAAGUACUGGACGGGUCCUAUGGCCACCUUCACUGCCGAAGUCAGGAAGGUGACACACAACAUCUUCAGGGCUCUGUGGCCUUCGCAUCUGGUUGGCGACUGCCCGACGCUGGAGGAACUUUAUGCCAGCAUGUGGCGCCAGACCGGUGUCGACUUGACAGCCUUGAGUCCGGAGGAGUGCGAGGCUGGCGAGGGCCGGGAUGGCCGCAUUGCAGAGGCACUGGCUCUCGUGGGGUCCUGGACUCAUCGGCCGAACCUGUUGUGGAGCCUCAUCCACUUUUCCAUGCACAAUCAGCCCUCCCCGAUGUCCAGGAAUGCCGUGGCAGCCUCGACGGCCUUGGCAAGCCACCUGUCGGAAAAUUUUUGGUGUAACGACUGCCGUGGCUUCUUCACGGUUGGCGUCCUAUCGGUCGUCGGCCUGCCACCUCAGAAUCCGGAUGGAGAAGAGCAUGCGAGGUACUGGAACCUUGGCCACAACAUCGCUUCCGAGCACGUUGCGACCACCCGCGGUGGCCACCCCUGGAUCAACACACUGGAGGAGGCACAGGAUGCCGACGUCGGGAACCCCUUUUUCGUCCCCUACGAGGCUUCUGUGAAGAUGUGGCAUGUGGAGGCCUGA